GAUUGCAGAACAGCAAAAGUUCAGUGCGCUUCAGAUCGAAAUCCCCCGUGUAUUUGUCUGUGAAAUUCAAUGGACUAUGGAAUGUGUUGAACCAAUAUUUCAGGACACAUCCAUACGACCACCAAGGAUCGACUAAUUUCUUUAGUGCCUGGUGUAAAUUUUGAGUGAAAUCGGAACUGAAAACGUCCCUAUGAUAAAGAACGAAGGCAGGAAAACAGAGAGCUUUAAGUUGUCUUAACUGACCCAUAACUUUCAGGACAAGAUAUCUCACUGGCGUUGUUGAAGGACGACGUGUUGGGCCAACAGUGCACGCCACACGACGAAUAUUCUCACUGGAGAUAGGACCGUGGAUCUCCGUAUAAGAUAGUAAAGCAUAAAAUGAUUGUGUUUUGAUUAGAAGCCAGAUGAAUAUGGCUUUUCGAUUGUGGUUUGCUUUUAUACUGCUUGCCAUCGUCGGCCAGUCAGGAGGACUGAACAUGACGAUUUGUUACUGGUGAGCGUACCUGCAGGAGUUUUCUUUAUGUGAAGUGGACAAAAUACGAAAUGGCUUUGACAGAAAAUGGAAAGCUGAGCUUUACAUAUGACGACACUCUCGCCAACAAUAUGUAUUUGCCUGGUUCACUUCUUGACGAUGCUGUAGCAGUCCUGCAUGUGUUUUGGUUGCCACUGAUGAUAGCAUUGGGCGUGGUUGGGAACUUAUUGUGCAUCUUAACGGUCACGACGAAAACUAAUCGGAAAAGUUCUGGAACUGUCUAUGUUACAGCGUUGGCGGUGUGUGACUUAUGUCUCCUAAUCACUGUCGGGGUCCCGUCGAUUUUGUCUCGGGAAUUACCGGAAAAAAUUGACCUCGAGACGGCAAAUAUUAUUAUCCUUUUCCUCUGUUUGACGCUUUUCACUGUCUCUCAUUGGUUGAUUGUUUUGUUGACCUUCGACCGGCUGCUCACGUUGCAGAACCAUGCGUCUGCGUGCGUAAAGUCAUGGUGCACCGUGCUAAGCGCUUCGGUCACAUCUGCCCUCGUUUUACUCAUUUUCUCCAUCACAAGUCUUUUGACGAUUUAUCGAAUCGAUUUUAAAGUCCGCCAAAAACUAGGAGGCCAGUCGGAGGAACUGAUUUUCAGCGAAUUUGCAUGGAUGAAAUUUCUACCAGAACCUGAUUUAAGUGCUCUGAUUAUUUUCAUAAACCUUGUCGCCAUCAGCAGGAGUCGGAAUCCUUUCAAUGGUAUUCCCAAAUAUGUGGAAACAUAAGGCUUACAAUCAAUCAGCAUUAGAAAUUUCACUUUACAAUAUCUCCAGCUAUCUAUUCCAGAUGGUGUAUUUGCUCCUCUUUUUAAACCUGCCGAUAAAGUUUUAUUUGUACGUUUUAAUUUCUCCAAAAUUCCGGCGAGAUGUUGGAAAGUUAAUUUGUGCAGGGGGUGUUUCGAAAAGAGAGCAGGGGCGUGUGGCAUCUUGAUCACCAAGGCUUAUGCAUCUCAUCAACCUGGCUACGUUUAACGGGGGUACAGACCAUGAGGUUCAGGAUGGAUGUGUGGCUGUGUAACCACAGAUGUCAUGACCCUGCUCAUCAUUCCGCGCAGUUCAAGUAGGGUAAUGAGGCAGUCCGUCUCAUAACAUUGUCUUAUAUCUGUGUGGAGAAAGGAUUCUGCUAUUCAAGAGGACCUUCUUUCAAAGAAAUGGCGAUUGGCUCAGGUAUGUACUUGAACGUCGCCACUGCUUUAGCGGGGGUUUAAAGUGGAACCGUGAGGAACCUAGAAUAUCUAGGGUCAGCAAUUGAGCAAUUUAAGUACAACUAAUGACACUUCCAACAUUUCUGAACAGCGAUUACAACGACUGAACAUCUCAUUGGAAAGAAUGCCGUGAGGGCACGGUCUCAGUUCAACUACUUUUAUGACAGGAUCAGGGACAAAAACGCAUAUUUUUGCAAUGUCGUCUUUGAAGAUACUUUUUCUUGCUUUCGGCUUCUUUCUUAAUCUAGAAGCCUGCAUGUUACCGCUGGAUGUUGUCGGACGCUGGACGCAAGAGGGUUCCGACAACUAUAUUACGGUCAAUCAGCAUGCCAUCAACAGCGUUGCAGGAUCAGUAAGGAGAGUCCUCACUUGUAUGGGCGAAAACGGCAGGGGACAAUAUCUCGUCAAGAAGCUUCAAUACAGCCAGUCAAGUCGGUCACCCGGUGCCUUUAGAUGCUUCCUGUUUUCAUUGUCAGCAGGACAACUGACGAUAGAAUGGCAAGGUCCUUGGACAGCAAAAACUAUUCAUGUCCCAGACAUGGGCAAAGUCUGUGAUGAAGCCAAAGUUUCCACUACGGUCUAUCAAAAGUAAUCUCACAAGAGAUGCCCACAACCGAAGACGACAAACGAAAUACGGUUUCACAGUGUUCACUGUACAGCUGCCACUGUGACGUUUCUUUUGGGGGACGACUGUACUGAUAUCAACGAGUCUUUCGAAAACUUUCGUUGAAUACCUCGUUUUCGGAUUCAUGCAACAAAGCAUAUAAGGCCACCUCUUCAGGAUAACUUUCCCACAACUAUACGAGUACACCCCGGAUGCAGUGGACCGGCCUCUCCCCUUCCCUUCGGAUGUGUUUUUAGGACGGUGAAUGGAAUGUCUCAGGAGUUCAUUUUUGAGAGGUUGCACACCCGGUAUCUUUCAAAUUCAACUGAUUUGGGCCGACAUGAACGCGCACAUUUUUAUAUUGAUGAAAAACGUGCGAGGAGAAACCCACACAAGGCUUUUAAGGCAAAAAGUGAUGUUCUGCCCCCCCCCCCUGCGCCAAGAGCCUACUGCCCUACUUCUUAUAUGUACUUGUAUAAAGGAUAUUGAAAAGGUGUAGAAUAUGAGUGUGAAAUGUUAACCUGGUUAACACUUAAUCAAGAUCCUGAUGAUGCCUUCUUUUGCGGCAAAUACUGUCCCCCAGGACGAUAAGAAAGAAGUUUUAACAAGAUAAUUUCUCCAGUUGAUCAUCUUUAUUUGCAACUGAAAAUCAAUGUUCUCCAAGUCUCAUAUUUGCAACCUUGAAGCUUACAGUACUGAAUUAGGU
Messenger RNA from Lineus longissimus, 3034 nucleotides. RefSeq lists its product as uncharacterized. The transcript has 4 exons. The record is from RefSeq and is a predicted model, not a curated record. The coding region runs from base 1885 to 2316 and encodes 143 amino acids. Lineage: Eukaryota; Metazoa; Nemertea; Pilidiophora; Heteronemertea; Lineidae.